CAUGAUUCACGUGAAAAAUCAAACUGUCAUGGAGGAGACAUAGCUAGCUUGGGAAUGAAGAUCGAAAUCCCAGAAACAGAAGGCAUUCACACUUUCCGAUUUCCUUGCUCUGGUGGUACAAGAAAGGAACAUAAGAUUUCCGACAGAAAUUGUCAAGUUUGCAAGGGAAGGUAUUCUCCUUGUUCUUCUUGUUUGUCUUCUCCUUGAAAUGUAACCAGUUGGGUUGCAAAGCUUUCAUCUUUGAAGUUACUUCAAGCCGAUUCGGUUUGUUGGGAGAAAAGGUGCAAUCUUUGCAAUCAAAGAGGGAAGAGGGUCCUGAAAAUGCAGGGACUAUUCCGAGGAUUGAGAUCAUUGCAGGAAGCGAUCCGGAGGAGUUCUACUGUGAAGCAAAACAUAAUGCCUCGCGUGGCCUCCUCUUCUUCCUCCGCGGAAGGGAAAGGGCUACAGAACGUGACUGUGGCAGAUGUGCUGAUGACGAAGGGAGAAGAAAACGUCGGUUCUUGGCUGUGGUGUCGCUCUACUGAUUCUGCCCAUGAAGCAGCCAAGAGUAUGGCACAGAGCAAUAUAGGGUCACUGGUGGUUCUCAAGCCUGGAGAUCAACAGUACAUCGCCGGGAUAAUCACAGAAAGAGAUUAUCUAAGGAAAGUAAUAGCGCAAGGGAGAUCUUCAAAGUACACAAAAGUUGGGGAGAUCAUGACCGAUGAGAACAAGUUGAUAACAGUGACAUCUGACACCGACAUUCUGAAGGCAAUGCAGCUAAUGACAGACCACCGCAUAAGGCAUGCCCCAGUUAUUGACGGGAAGAUAGUUGGAAUGAUUUCUAUUGUAGAUGUCGUUCGAGCAGUCGUGGAGCAGCAAACUGGGGAGUUGAAGAGGCUAAAUGACUACAUUCAAGGAGAUUACUAGUAAAAUAGUGUUGUAAACAUCUGAAAACUGUUGAAGCAUCAUAUCCUGCCUUCUAAUUAAUCAAUCAAAGAUUUCUACCCACAAAAAAAAAAAAGCCCCUAC
Messenger RNA from Linum trigynum, 1008 nucleotides. The record is from the annotation of a GenBank genome assembly. Lineage: Eukaryota; Viridiplantae; Streptophyta; Magnoliopsida; Malpighiales; Linaceae.